Molecule: messenger RNA, 1254 nt
Organism: Monoraphidium neglectum
Lineage: Eukaryota; Viridiplantae; Chlorophyta; Chlorophyceae; Sphaeropleales; Selenastraceae
Product: folate transporter/carrier
Exons: 6
Coding region: 1-1254 (417 amino acids)
Biological process (GO): nucleotide transport; folate import into mitochondrion
Molecular function (GO): FAD transmembrane transporter activity; folic acid transmembrane transporter activity
Source: RefSeq, a predicted model, not a curated record
AUGGGGACAAAGCGCGCGGAGGAGAACAAACAACAUGGAGCGCCGCCGCACAAGGCGCAGCAGCAAAAUUGGCAGCACAUGGUGGCCGGUGCGAUAGCGGGAAGCUCGGCAGUGCUGCUGCUGCACCCGUUUGACGUAAUCAAGACCCGACUCCAGGUCCAGGAUGGCGUGCAAGGGGCCCUCCCCAGCUACCGCGGCGCCACCCACGCCGUGUCCACCAUCCUGCGCCAGGAGGGCUGGAAAGCGCUCUACUCGGGCCUGGCACCUGCGCUUGUUGGGUCUGGCGUGUCCUGGGGCGCCUACCUGUACCUCUACGAACAUGUCAAGGCGUGGCACAGGGGCUGGCAGAAGACGGAGCGGCUGGCGGCGGGAUGGAACCUGCUCAGCGCCGCGCAGGCCGGCGCGAUGGUGUGCCUCGUGACCAACCCCAUCUGGCUGGUCAAGACGCGCAUGGCGCUGCAGCGCACGGCGCCUACGGCGGGCAUCGUCCCUUACAAGGGCCUGGCGGACGCGCUGGCGCGCAUCUGGCGUGAGGAGGGCGUGAGGGGCUACUACAAGGGCAUAGGGCCGUCCCUGCUGCUGCAGACCAGCCACGGCGCCAUCCAGUUUGCUGUCUACGAGGAGCUCAAGCAGCUCGCGGCCACCACGCAGUGGCACUGGUCCGGCUGGCGGCCGCAGCUGCAGGCGUACGACGGGGGGCCGCCCGGCGGCGAGGGGAGCGGCGGGGGGGCGGAGGGGCAGGGGGCGGUGCGGCAGCUGAGCUCGCUGGAGGUUUCGCUGUACGGGGCCCUCAGCAAGCUGAGUGCGGCGGUGUCGACGUACCCCACUCAGGUCGUGCGCUCCCGGCUGCAGCAGCGCUUUGAGGCCGGUCGCGCGCUGGUGUACCGUACCACCGGCGAGGCGGUGUCACUGACGUGGCAGCGCGAGGGCCUGCGCGGCUUUUACAAGGGGCUCGCCCCCAACCUGCUGCGCGUGAUGCCGCAGUCGGCGAUAACGCUGACCGUGUACGAGGGGCUCCUGCAGUGGCUGGCGGACGCGGACGCUCAGGCGCGGCAGAAGCAGGAGCGGGCGCAGCGGCGAGACGGCAGCGGCGGCGGCGGCGGUGGCAACGGCGAGCUGGCCGGCAAGGCUGCGUCGGGGCCGGGGGAGGGACGGGGGCAGCAGCAGCAGCACCAGCAGCAGCGGCGGCGGGCAGAGCUGACGGAUUCGAUGCGGCCGCUAGUGAUCGCCGCGGACUCGCAAGCAGAGCAGUAG